Molecule: messenger RNA, 564 nt
Organism: Pollicipes pollicipes
Lineage: Eukaryota; Metazoa; Arthropoda; Thecostraca; Pollicipedomorpha; Pollicipedidae
Product: C-type lectin lectoxin-Enh2-like
Exons: 5
Coding region: 52-564 (170 amino acids)
Source: RefSeq, a predicted model, not a curated record
ACGGCCGCCCGCCGCUGCCAGGCAUCCAUUACCGAUCGCCUUCUCACCAAGAUGAGGACCCUCUCUCUGCUGCUCUGCGCUGCCCUGCUGGGCCUGGCUGCCCCUCAGUUCCGGUUCAGGCGUCCCCAGCGCCCGCGGAACUUCUUCCGGCCCCAGCAGAACUUCCGGCCUCAGCAGAAUGUCGUGCAGAAUCAGGGCCCGCCGCAGCAGAGCGGCGGUCUGUACUACUCGUGGCGUGACCCGGCUGUCGGCCGCAACGCCAAGUUCUCCUGGGGUCAAGCCAACGCCGCCUGCCAGCGUCGCAACCAGCGUCUCGUCUCGCUGGAGACGGCCGGCAAGAACCAGCAGAUCGUCGGCGAGAUCGCCAGCGACAACAUCCCGUACAUCUGGACCAGCGGCCAGCGGACGGGCCAGAACAGCUUCCAGUGGGCCAGCGGCCAGCAGCCCGACAACCGCGAGGGCGACGAAAACUGCCUGGCCAUCCUCAACCGGUUCUACCCCGGCGACCAAAUCACGUGGCACGACGUCUCCUGCCACCACAAGAAGCCGUACAUCUGCGAGUAG